UCGCCACCCAGCUAUUCCCCGGACUCGCCUGGCACGACCAGCACAAACAGUCCCGCGGCCCGACAUCAUUUCUUCACGGAUCGCUGCAGGGAGAAGACGAGAUGGCGGGCGCCGCCGGGAUCCUGGCCGCGGUGCUGUCGGUAUUGCUGAUUCCUUCUGCCCACGGAGCCCAGUACCGCUCCGGGGCCGUGACUUUGCGGACAGACGACGGCGUCGUGCAGCAACUGGCGUACUUCGCGGCACAAGAACUCAGGGCGCAACUUCUACGUGUUACCAGCGCAAGUCAGCAGUCAUACAGUAGCGGUGGUUGCCUUUAUCAGCUGGACAUAGAAAUAACACGCGACCAAGGACGUACGGUUGAACGAUGCCAAGUACACGUCCUAAAGCAACGGUCAGGAUACCGCAUGACAGAGAGCAGUUGUCAGGUCCAGGUGGCGGCGCAGUCGUUGAACAUGAAAGGACCUGCUGGACCACAACAGGCUUCACUGCAAUCUCGCUCUAAAAAAUCAGCAUCUUUGGCAGCCACCCGGAGAUCUCAGUCGAAGCAACAGUCCAGACUUAGCGGUGAGGCGCCACGACAAGGCCGACUUACAGGCUUUACAGUCAGGAUGGGUUCUGGCAAGAAUCAAGGAGGUACACAAGGAUUUGGAUCACUGCGACAAGGAAAUCAAAAAGCUGGUGGAGCUGGAAGAUUUGGAUCGUUGCAACAGGGCAACCAGAAAGCAGGGCAACAAUUUGGAUCGUUGCAACAGGGCAACCAGAAAGCAGGACAACAAUUUGGAUCGUUGCAAGGUAACCAGAAAGCAGGCCGACAGCAAUUUGGAUCAUUGCAGCAGGGCAACCAGAAAGCUGGCGGAGCCGGAAGGUUUGGAUCGUUGCAGCAGGGCAACCAGAAAGCUGGUGGAGCCGGAAGGUUUGGCUCGUUGCAACAGGGCAACCAGAAAGCUGGUGGAGCUGGACAGUUUGGCUCGUUGCAACAGGGCAACCAGAAAGCGGGCCAAGUCGUUGGACCAGCUGACUUUGGUAGGCUCCAACAAGGAAACCAGAAAGCAGGGGGUACAGGGCUCGGUUCUCUGCAGCAAGGCAACCAGAAGGCCGGGGGUGCUGGUUUUGGCUCAAUCCAACAAGGGAACCAGAAAGCCGGUGUAGUUGGACCUCCUCAGAACACUGGAAGAUACAAUGGGUUCGGUGGGAGACAGAUACUGCCGGCUUCAGGACUUGAUACUACAUUUAUUCCAUAUGGUCCCAGCAUGGGCUCCGCUCAAGGAAACCAGAAGGCAGGAGGAGCUGGACAAGGCUUUGGUUCUCUGCAGCAAGGAAAUCAGAAAGCCGGAGGAGCUGGACAAGGCUUUGGUUCUCUGCAGCAAGGAAAUCAGAAGGCCGGAGGGGCUGGACAAGAUUUUGGUUCUCUGCAGCAAGGAAAUCAGAAAGCCGGAGGGUCUAGACGGGGUUUUGGUUCUCUUCAGCAAGGAAACCAGAAGGCCGGUGGAGCUGGCCGCGGGUUUGGUUCUCUACAACAAGGAAAUCAGAAGGCCGGCGGGGCUGGUUCCGACUACGGAUCACUGCAGCAAGGUAAUCAGAAGGCUGGUGGGCAAGUCUCUGGUUCCAUCCAACGAGGGGGCAAGAAUUCAGGAGGGUUUCGACAGGGCUCCAGUUCAAUCAAUCAAGGUAACCAAAAGGCAGGUGGUUCUCGGCAAAAUGGAGGAUUUGGGGGAUAUACAUCAGGAUUCAUUGGGCCGAUUCUUCCAGCGUCAAGUGGUGGGAGUACUGUAAUUUAUCCGUCCGGUUCCAGGUACACGGAUCAGAUCAGGCAGUCCCAGGUGAAGGCAGGCGGCGCCGGUAGAAUGAGGUCUCAACAGACCGCCUUCGGUAAUAGUCAGAAAAAUGGCAGACCGAGCCAAUCAAGUUUUGGAUACAUUGAACAAGUAGGACAGCCUCCUGAAAUUAUCCGUCCACCGAACUUCAACGCGGGAUACCUUUUGAGUUCUCUUAGGUCUCAGCAACCUAAGCAGAGCUACUCCUCAUACAGCUAUUCCUAUGGUAACGGAGGAAAACAGUCAACGUCUUCGAGCUACAGCUAUAGCUACAGUUACAGUUACGGGGACCAACCCUCCCUGCCAAGCAAAGACGACUACCCUAUGGAUGAGUACGGCGCAGCUGCAUUCGCCGUUGACAGGAUGAACCAGAUGACCAGCUUCGAUGAGAUCUACGUCAUGGGUGAACUGACCAACUCCCAAACUCAGACACCAGUUCCGGGGACGACGACGUAUGACCUCCACCUGACAAUAUCACCGACAGCUUGUCCUAGAGACCACAAGGCGUUUGCGUCCGAAAUGACGGAUCGAUGUCCACCUGUAGAUGGAAAGAAAUAUGACUGCAAACUGCGGGUGACUGUGCAGAGUCACCGGGAUGGGAAGACCCAGCGGUCCUUGGACGACUCUCGGUGCCGGCAGUUAUAGACCGUUCCUUCUGAUGUCAUCAGGACCGACUGAAGGGACUUGACAAUGUACUAGUCAGUGCCAGGAGAGUAUGAUAUCUGUACCUUUCUAUAUCGCAGGUGCCCAGGUCUCAUUUCGCCACAGCUAGGGUUGAUGACUUAUCAGCUGUGAAUCAUGAUUGUUCUUUCGUCGUAAUCUGACGAAAGAAGCUUUUGGUUUUGGAUUAAAAAAGUGUUUAACAAUAGCUACAAUGUAAGGACAAGUGUUAGGGUGACCCGAUUGGUGCUAUCGAUAUUGUUAGGCUCCUGCUAUCUAUACACAGUUUAAGUCGUAUUAAGAUGAUCUAAACGUUACAGAAUCUUUAAUUAAAGCAGGAGUUUCUAUUAGCCGGGUGUAACAUAAGGCAGCAUUUUCCCUUUAAUUGGCUGUGUACAUAUAAAUCAUUGAGCAGUCUUACUGGACGAUGGCGUAGCGUGCUACGAAGGAAUUACUCCGAAUGAUGACGUGUUGAAAACCAUAUGAUUAAGUUUCUUGAGUAAACGUGUAUAAGUCGAUUUACAUAGUUUUUCGAAGUACAAGUGAAUGUACGACAGCAUAUAUAUAGGAUUAACUUAAGGUACGUGAACAAUAUUGAGAUAGCUUUGAUUGUUUAUAUACCCUGUUUGUACGUUUAUAGACCUGGAUUUAACAUGAUAUGUAACAUCCGUGUCCAUAAUAUCGCCACCUUGAGAAAUAGUGUGCUUAAAGAUAUUCUUGCUGCAACAUACUUUUGGUAUGCACUCCUGC
This is a messenger RNA of Branchiostoma belcheri (Belcher's lancelet), 3224 nucleotides long. Its product is annotated as spidroin-1-like. Bases 102 to 2459 code for a protein of 785 amino acids. The transcript has 5 exons. The record is from RefSeq and is a predicted model, not a curated record. NCBI's taxonomy places the organism in Eukaryota, Metazoa, Chordata, Leptocardii, Amphioxiformes, Branchiostomatidae.